Messenger RNA from Canis lupus familiaris (dog), 1909 nucleotides. RefSeq names its product lysophosphatidic acid receptor 2 (gene LPAR2). The coding region runs from base 158 to 1186 and encodes 342 amino acids. Gene Ontology annotation, molecular function: lysophosphatidic acid receptor activity. Lineage: Eukaryota; Metazoa; Chordata; Mammalia; Carnivora; Canidae. Gene Ontology annotation, cellular component: membrane. Gene Ontology annotation, biological process: G protein-coupled receptor signaling pathway. The record is from RefSeq and is a predicted model, not a curated record. The transcript is spliced from 4 exons.
ACCCCGCCCUCCGGCUCUCGGCUCUCGGCGCCCGCGCCCAGCGCACCCGGACGCUCGUCGGCUCCCGCGGUGGCCCCCAGGCUAUGGGUCUGGGGCCUACCCCGUCCCCCCGGGAGGCCGCCCGUCUGCGACGUGACGGGCCGCCCAGACGAGGCCGAUGGUCACCAUGGGCCAGUGCUACUACAACGAGACCAUCGGCUUCUUCUACAACAACAGUGGCAAGGAACUCAGCUCCCACUGGCGGCCCAAAGAUGUGGUUGUGGUGGCCCUGGGGCUGACAGUCAGCGUGCUGGUGCUGCUGACCAACUUGCUGGUCAUCGCAGCCAUUGCUUCCAACCGACGCUUCCACCAGCCCAUUUACUACCUGCUUGGCAACCUGGCCGCGGCUGACCUCUUUGCUGGUGUGGCCUACCUCUUCCUUAUGUUCCACACUGGCCCUCGCACGGCCCGGCUCUCGCUGGAGGGCUGGUUCGUGCGGCAGGGCCUGCUGGACACCAGCCUGACGGCAUCAGUGGCCACACUGCUAGCCAUCGCCGUGGAGCGGCACCGCAGCGUGAUGGCUGUGCAGCUGCACAGCCGCCUGCCCAGAGGCCGAGUCGUCAUGCUCAUCGUGGGGGUGUGGGUGGCUGCACUGGGCCUGGGGCUGCUGCCGGCCCACUCCUGGCACUGCCUCUGUGCCCUGGACCGCUGCUCACGCAUGGCCCCCCUGCUCAGCCGCUCCUAUCUGGCUGUCUGGGCCCUGUCCAGCCUGCUUGUCUUCCUGCUCAUGGUGGCUGUCUACACCCGCAUUUUCUUCUAUGUGAGGCGGAGGGUGCAGCGCAUGGCAGAGCACGUCAGCUGCCACCCGCGAUACCGAGAGACCACACUCAGCCUGGUCAAGACCGUUGUCAUUAUCCUGGACUUCCAGGCAGAGGGAACAGAAGGUGAGAGUCCCGCAGGACUGGGCUGUGCCUCCAAAGAGGAGAGGAGGCCCGUGUGGCUGGAGAGAAGCAGGAGAAAAGGUCAGCACCGCCUCGAAGGGCACAGGGGCGUUCGUGGUCUGCUGGACUCCAGGCCAGGUGGUGCUGCUCCUGGAUGGUCUGGGCUGCAAGUCCUGCAACGUCCUGGCGGUGGAGAAGUAUUUCCUACUCCUGGCCGAGGCCAACUCACUGGUCAACGCCGUGGUGUACUCGUGCCGAGAUGCUGAGAUGCGCCGCACCUUCCGCCGCCUCCUCUGCUGUCUGUGCCUACGCCGGUCCACCCACGAGUCUGCCCGCUAUGCACCCUCCGCCCGAACAGGUGCCAGCACUCGCAUCAUGCUUCCUGAGAAUGGCCACUCCUUGAUGGACUCCACCCUUUAGCCGACCUGGGACUUCAGUGGGGUGCUGCAAAUGCCAGAUUAUGGCCUCCGACCACUGGUGAAUGCACCUGGCUCUACCUAAGCUGCAGGACAGACCUUCAGUCUGCUAUGGCACAACUCCACUGCCAGCCUGCCCCAGGGCCUGGGGGAGUGGGGUCAUCUCCCAAUGCCCAGGAGAGAGUCAGAAGGGAUUCAGGAAUCUGCCCUUCAAUCAUCUCAGGUUGUGGGGGUUUUUAACCGACAUUUUCUAUUUUUACCACUCAUCCCUGGUAAACCCUGUGGACUACUUCCCUGUCUGUGGUGGUGUGGGUGUUUAAGAUGGGAGAGAUGAGAGCCCUCUCAGGCCACUCUGCUCAGUGCGACAGAGUGACAAGGAUGGACCAUGGAUGCGCUAUCUGCCUGAAUCUGAUUCUUCAGGGGUGCAGACUGAGGGGUGCUGAGCAUGAGCUGGGAAAAGGUUUGUGGACCCUUGCAGCCUCUGGGGUCCUGCCUGUCCCUAUUAGAAUUGAGGAGUUUGUGGGGAGAACGUGCUAUAAGGAGUAAACCUUUCUCUCUGCUGAGGUCUCCAGA